Molecule: messenger RNA, 3053 nt
Organism: Hippocampus zosterae (dwarf seahorse)
Lineage: Eukaryota; Metazoa; Chordata; Actinopteri; Syngnathiformes; Syngnathidae
Product: adhesion G protein-coupled receptor E5
Exons: 19
Coding region: 167-2491 (774 amino acids)
Biological process (GO): cell surface receptor signaling pathway; adenylate cyclase-activating G protein-coupled receptor signaling pathway
Cellular component (GO): membrane
Molecular function (GO): calcium ion binding; G protein-coupled receptor activity
Source: RefSeq, a predicted model, not a curated record
AAAUCGUGCAUCACAUACACUCACACACCCCACGUUCCCACUUCUCACUCCACCCAUACGUGUGGGUAGAUGUACUCACUCGCAUGUUUUUAUGUCCGUGUUGGAAACUCAGAAGUUGUUUCUGAAGACAGAGAGGAGAAGUUAAGACUGUCCUUUUCUGGUCACCAUGGUAGGGUGGAUCAAACUCCUGCUUCUGGCUCUGUACCUGUCCGCCAUGUUGGCGAUGUCAGACUGCGCGUGUCCCAAGGGAUUUAAUUUGGUGAAAGGCAAAUGCAAUGACGAAGACGAGUGCAAUGAGGACUAUCCUGAAGGCAUGGGGCUUUGCGGAAAGAAUGCAUUUUGUGUCAACACCAUUGGCAGCUUCAACUGCAUGUGUGAAAAAGGAUUUCAAACCAAUGAGAGGUCCACCAAUUUUACUGCCGAGUCAUCUUUAACAUGUGAAGAUAUCAAUGAAUGCUUGGAGGACAAAGAAAUCUGUGGAUCGCGACCUUGUAUUAACACCAGUCCAAUGUACUACUGUGGUUGCAAUGAGGGAUUUGUUGUCAAUGUCAAUUCUGACUGCAAUGAUGUGAAUGAGUGUCUGGAGGAAAAUAUCUGCGGGCCCAAUGCGACGUGCAUCAACACGGCCGGCAGUUAUGACUGCGUCAGCAAAGCCGGCUUCGCAAUCAAGUCUGGCGGAAACAACUUCACGUUACCUCAAGAGCCCCGUGCAGCUGUAUGUUCAAAUGAUGAGACAAACCACUGUGGAAAUGGAACCUGCCACAUUGGAACCAGUGGCCCUUACUGUGCGUGCCAUGAUGGGUUUACCAAUUACGGAAACAAAGCCGCUCGUUGCACAGCAUUAGACUGUGAUGCAUUCAAAGACACAUGGGAUCUAAAAGAGAAUGUUGCCAUUGCGAAUCAUCUUCUGAUAACGCUGAAGCAAAAGUGUGAGGACCUGAUCAAGGGUGCGGAUCCAGAAGACUUCGAUGACCCCGACCUGCUUUGGAGACUUUUGCUGAUCAUUGAUCAACUCUUGUUCACUGGCGCUCUGAAAGAAAACAGGAAAGUGUCCAAAUUUCUGAACUUGGUGGAGAGUGCGUUGAAUCUGAUAGCACCUUUUAUUGACGCAGGCAGAAUAAGGAGAUCACACGAAUAUUCGGAAUUGGAUCUCCUUAACUACAAAGGAGCCAUGCCACCUCAAGGAGUCGCGAUAUUAUCAACUAAGCCAGUUACGUUGAAUAUCACGUUGGAAACAGUUUCUGGCGAUCCUUCCCUGUAUCCAGGCUUCGCAAGCGUGUCCUUGCUCAGCUAUGCAAACCUAGAAACCUUCACCGAUGGCUUCUUCAGCGGGAUGAAUUCGCAGGCCAACGAAAGCUUCGUCAUCAACUCCAAAGUAGUCACCGUCUCUGUUACGAACACCAACACCAGUCACCUGGAGGAGCCAGUCAUUCUAACUUUUAGCCACUUGACACGGGGAAACGGCCGUCUGCAUUGGUGUGUGUUCUGGAACGCUUCCCAUGGGAACGGGAGCUGGUCUGCCGACGGCUGCACGGCGGUGGAGUCCAACUCUGAAUUCACAGUGUGCUACUGCAACCACUUGAGCACCUUUGCUGUGCUCAUGGCCCUCUACGAUGUGGAGGCGACGUUUGAAUUGCAGGUCGCGACCUGGGUCGGAUUGUCCCUGUCGCUAAUUUGCCUGCUCAUCUGCAUCCUGACCUUUUCGCUCAUCCGCUCCAUCCAAAGCCCCCGGACCACCAUCCACUUGCACCUGUGCAUCAGCCUCUUUGUCGCCGCCCUCAUCUUUCUUGUAGGGAUUUCUCGUACAGAGAACCAAAAUACCUGCGCAGUGAUUGCCGGCCUGCUUCAUUAUUUCUUCUUGGCCGCGUUUUGCUGGAUGUGUCUGGAAGGCGUGCAGCUCUUUCGGAUGGUUAUUCUCGUGUUCAAUACCAAUUUCCGGACCCUCUAUAUGAUGGCGGCCGGCUACGGUGUCCCGGCUGUGAUCGUCGCCAUCUCUGCUUUGAUCAAUCCCAAAGGAUACGGCACCCAGCAAUAUUGUUGGUUAAAUGUGGACUUCAUCUGGAGUUUUUUGGGCCCGGUUUGCGUCGUCAUUGCCGUCAACAUUUUCUUCUUUCUGAUCACGGCGUGGAAGUUGGCGCAGAAAUUCUCAAGUCUGAACCCUGACCUAAACACCUUACAGAAAAUAAAAGCGUUCACCAUCACAGCAGUGGCCCAGCUUUGCGUGCUUGGCACCACGUGGAUUUUUGGCUGCUUCCAAUUUGAAAAGAGCACCAUGGUCAUGUCUUACCUGUUCACCAUCUUCGCCAGCCUCCAGGGCCUUAUGCUGUUUGUGAUGCACUGUCUGUUCUCCAAGCAGGUGAGGGACGAGUAUGGAAACCUCCUGUCCAGAUUCAAUGCACCGCCGAAGAAAAGCUACUCUGAAUUCAGCUUGUUUCCCAGCAAACAACAUGCAUCCAAGAGCAGCCAGGACACAGGAGAGUCGCACAUCUGAGGAGAUAAACUCUUGAUUUCUUGGUCGCGUGUACUCCACCAGCACUGGCCAGCCAUUUGUCGACAGUUCAAACGUGGUAUUCUUCUCUAUGAAUAUGCGGCGGCAUUCUAAGCAACUGACAUGGAAAUGUUGAGCAAUAGAAUGUCAUUUAAAUUCAAUAUUCUGUUGGCUACAUGAAGAAAAAUACGAUCUGUUAAAAUGAGCUACUUCCGGGCUAUAUGUGCAAUAUGCACAUUUCUCACUUGAAUGUGUAAAAUUGGACUUCACAUUAAAAACCUGUUCUAUCAGGUGCACCAAUUCAGGUACUGUGUCUAACUACCCCAAACAAUCUAAAAAUGUAUGUAUAAACGUAUAUAUAUUUUUUUCUGUAUGUCAGACUUAUUACGCUGUGUGAAUAUUGGCCCAAAAAAAUGAAAGACAAGUUGUAGAGAUUUACAUCAAUUCUUCAAAUCAUCAAUUCUGCAAUUCACUGUGUAUUGUCAAUUGUGUUUUCCUACUCCACCUGUUGCGCUGAGAUGUACUGUAUAUUUGUGUUUGUUUGAUACAUUUUCAUUAUUUACAA